Humulus lupulus (European hop) is the source of this 2076-nucleotide messenger RNA. RefSeq names its product aspartate aminotransferase, cytoplasmic-like. The coding region runs from base 118 to 1374 and encodes 418 amino acids. Gene Ontology annotation, molecular function: L-aspartate:2-oxoglutarate transaminase activity; pyridoxal phosphate binding. The transcript is spliced from 13 exons. The record is from RefSeq and is a predicted model, not a curated record. Gene Ontology annotation, biological process: biosynthetic process; amino acid metabolic process. Gene Ontology annotation, cellular component: mitochondrion. Lineage: Eukaryota; Viridiplantae; Streptophyta; Magnoliopsida; Rosales; Cannabaceae.
AAGUGAGACAUAUUGAAUUGUUCGGCACGCCCUUAGCAAUUCUCUUAUCGGUGGUUGAAGUUUACACCAACCCAAACACCCACAAUCUCCGUACGGCCACACCUCUGAAUUUUGGCCAUGGAGUCUCCUGAAUUUUGUUCGGACUCCCAAGAUGGUGAAUCUGCGUUUUCAGAUGUUCCCUUCGCUCCUGAACCCCUGGUCUAUGCGGUUAUGGCUGCUUUCAGAGAAGACCCAAGUCCAUUGAAGCUGAAUCUGGGUAUUGGAGUUUAUAGAACAGAGGAGGGAAAACCCUUUGUUUUGAAUGUAGUUAGACGAGUAGAGCAGCUUCUAGUCAAUGACCUGUCCUUGGGUAAGGAAUAUCUUCCUAUAGCUGGCAUACCAGAAUUCAAUGAAUUGAGCUCUAACCUCAUUUUGGGUGCUGAGAGUAGCCCGGCUAUCAAAGAAAACAGAGUGACUACUGUCCAGUGCGUGGCUGGCUGUGGCUCCCUUAGAGUUGGAGCUGAGUUUUUGGCUAAACAUUACCACCAAAAGUCAGUAUAUAUACCUAAGCCUACCUAUUCAAACCACCCAAAUUUUUUCUCUUCGGUUGGUCUGGUUGUGAAGACGUAUCGCUACUACGAUCUAGCAACGCAUGGGCUGGACUUUCAAGGCUUGUUGGAAGACCUCUCUUUUGCACCCCCUGGAUCUAUUGUGCUUCUCCAAGCAUGUGGUCAUAAUCCAACUGGUGUUGAUCCUACAAUUCAGGAGUGGGAACAAAUAAGACAGUUCAUAAGAUCUAAGGGGUUGUUACCAUUUUUUGAUUCGGCUUAUCAGGGUUUAGUUAGUGGAAACUUGGAUGCCGAUGCACAAUCCGUACGAUUAUUUGUUACUGAUGGCGGUGAGAGCCUUAUAGCUCAGUCCUAUUCAAAGAAUAUGGCACUAUAUGGGGAACGUGUUGGUGCCCUUCUCAUUGUUUGCAAGACAGCUGAAGUGGCUAUCGAGGUUGAGAGCCAGCUGAAACUUGUGAUAAGACCCAUGUAUUCUAAUCCACCUAUCCAUGGGGCUUCCAUGGUGACGGCUAUCCUAAAGGACAGGGAGAUGUAUAACGAGUGGACUAGCGACUUGAAGAAAAUGAAUGAUCGCCUUAUUAAUAUUCGACAAAAACUUGUUAAUACUUUAUGUGAUAAAGGCACACCUGGUGAUUGGAGUCACAUAAUCAGGCAGGUGGGAAUGUAUUCUCUCUCAGGAUUAAGCCAAGAUCAAAUUGCCUUCAUAACUAAAGAAUACCACGUCUACAUGUCAUCUGAUGGGAGAAUCAGCAUGGCUGGUUUGAGCUCAAGGACAGUACCUCAUUUGGUGGAAGCAAUUCACGCUGCUGUUACUCGUGUCAUCUAAAUUAUCUACCUCUGCUGCACACCAUUCCUGUCUUUGGAUUUCUCUUCUCUAUAUUUAGAGAAAAAAAAUAAAUACCCAAAACAACAGGGGAGGCAAAACUGGAAGAAAGGAAGGAAGUAAGGGAGGCCCCUUUCAGAUAAGGAAUAGAAAAGAAGAGGAAUCCACAAUCACUUUUAAGAAGCCAAAAUUUUAUCUUUCUUGCCUGUGCUUGAGAAUACAGGUCUAAAAGUCAGUUUUGAAAGUUGUAUGGUAGGCUCAAAAUUUCUUUUAUUCAUGGGUUAAGAUGAAUUAUACAUAUUUGUUUCUUAGAUCCCAAGAAACCUCACACUCAUCGAGGGUGAACACCCAACUAGUUGUAGAGAGAUUACCUCCUACACUGGAUAUUCAACCAGUGUUGGAACAUCCUUCAAGUAUCUUUGGAAACUUUGAAUAUUGGAGAUAUAGAUCUUUGGUCUUUUUGAGGUAUCCAAAAACGCUCCGUGACCUUCCAAUAUUUGAUACUUGGAUUGUUAGUAAACAUACUUAGUCUACUAACUGUAAAUGCAAUAUCUGCUUUUGUACAAUGUGCGAUAUACAUUAAACUCCUUAUUGCACUUUCGUAUUCUAAUUGAGCCACUGCUUUACCUUUAUUAUUUUCAAGCUUUUGGCUUGAAACAAAGGGCAUGUAUGUCUCUUUGAUAUUAAGAUGACCAAAUUUGUUAA